Hemiscyllium ocellatum (epaulette shark) is the source of this 2183-nucleotide messenger RNA. RefSeq names its product ubiquitin-conjugating enzyme E2R 2 (gene ube2r2). Bases 491 to 1207 code for a protein of 238 amino acids. The transcript is spliced from 5 exons. The record is from RefSeq and is a predicted model, not a curated record. NCBI's taxonomy places the organism in Eukaryota, Metazoa, Chordata, Chondrichthyes, Orectolobiformes, Hemiscylliidae. Gene Ontology annotation, molecular function: ubiquitin conjugating enzyme activity. Gene Ontology annotation, biological process: protein polyubiquitination; ubiquitin-dependent protein catabolic process.
GUUGCCGGCGGCCGGCGCAGGGGAAGUGGCAGUGAGUGGUAGUGGUGGGCCAUUUUAUUGCUGUCAGUAGAAGGAGAGCACCACCCUGAUAACCAUAAGAGAGAGGGAAAAUAAUCAUAGAGACAAAUCAGGAUAAUAAGCAACGAACUAAACUUUUUUUUUGAACAUAAAAAUACUCAUCUCCAUGAACUGUCGUGCUCGGCUUAUUUUCCCCUAAUGCGUGGAGAAUUGGUUUAAUUUUUUCUCUGAAGAGACUGGCUCUGUGAAGGAGGAAGAAGGACUUUCUCUCUCUCUCUAUCCCACCCCCUCCCCAUUCCCUUCUCACAACUUACUGAACAGUUCAGGGCGUCUUUCGACUGGUACUCACCUACAGCUGUUUUAUUUUUGUUUUUAUUUUUUUUCCCCCCUUGAUUUAUUUUUAUCUCUUCUCCCUCCCUUCCUUCCUUCCCUGUUCUUGUUUUCUCUGUUUUCUCAUUCCUCGCCCACCACCAUGGCUCAGCAGCAGAUGACGAGCUCUCAGAAGGCCUUAAUGUUGGAGCUGAAGAGUUUGCAGGAGGAGCCGGUGGAAGGUUUCAGGAUCACGCUGGUGGACGAGUCUGAUCUGUACAAUUGGGAAGUGGCGAUUUUCGGGCCGCCCAACACGCUCUAUGAGGGAGGCUACUUCAAGGCUCAUCUGAAAUUCCCAAUAGAUUAUCCAUAUUCUCCACCUACCUUCAGAUUUCUGACAAAAAUGUGGCACCCAAAUAUUUAUGAGAAUGGAGAUGUUUGCAUUUCGAUCCUUCAUCCUCCAGUAGAUGAUCCUCAGAGUGGUGAACUACCUUCUGAAAGGUGGAAUCCAACUCAAAACGUCAGGACUAUACUUUUAAGUGUCAUCUCCUUACUGAAUGAACCAAACACAUUUUCACCAGCCAAUGUGGAUGCCUCAGUCAUGUUCAGAAAAUGGAGAGAUAGCAAAGGGAAAGAUAAAGAAUAUGCUGAAAUCAUCAGGAAACAAGUGCUUUCAACCAAGGCUGAAGCUGAAAAGGAUGGUGUGAAGGUACCGACCACACUGGCUGAAUAUUGUAUUAAGACCAAAGUGCCUUCCAGUGACAACAGUUCAGACUUGCUUUAUGAUGAUUUAUAUGAUGACGAUAUAGACGAAGAGGAGGAGGAAGGAGAAGACGCUGACUGCUACGAUGAUGAGGACUCUGGAAAUGAGGAGUCGUGACGUACACAGGCCAGAAAGGGAGCAGCACUAACCUAGCAACAGCCCAGCCCAGAACUUGCCGCUUGCUGAAACCUGUUGUUUAGGUCUUGAAAUGCUCCUUUUUAAUGGACCUCUUAACUCCACAGACUGUCUAUGAAACCUCUAUACUAGACUAUAACCCCACUAUAUAAUGUAACUGGAUCUGCUCAUUCUCUUCAAAAAAAAAUCGUUCACACCCGAUUCUUACUCUUCCUGCCAUGGAAGGCCUGUGUAAGCCCAGUCACCUGAAUUUGUUGGGGGAGGUGGGGGUGUUCAGUGGGGAAAUAUGGAGACCUGUAGCACUCAGUAGUAAAAUGGACUGCCAAGGUUAAGCUGCUCCUGUCACAUAGUGUGCACCUCUUGAUAUUUUUUCUUAACUAUGUGGUGAAAUAUUCUUUUUGGGGGAUGGGGAUAUUGGGGAGUGUGUAGCCUACUGCUUUUUGAUUCGUAAAUAUGUUAUUAUCUAGAAUUACCUUUGGCAGUUUUUACAACCCACGAGUACACUGCAUUCUCCAGCAAUUCCCAUUUGAGUUUUUUUAUUGUAGAAGUAGCUGAGCUCAAUCGAGAUUUCUCUUUUUAUUUUAUAAAUUCUGGUCAAGCAGUCCCUUAAUUUGAUUUUAAAUUGUUCACACCUAAUAGCUGAUGUUUGCUAGAUCUUAGCUUAUUUAUUUUCUUUGCAGUCGCUGGAUUUUUCACCUAACAACCAAGUUUACAUGAUAUAUAAAGCAACAGUAAUAGAUCUGAGAACGAUAUUAAAUAGAGAAUUGGAAAACAAUACAGUGCACUAAGUAAGACAAUAGCUGUAUUUACAGCAGCAGCUCCUUGGAUUUUUCUUUUUUCUGCGAUUUUUCUUUUCUUGUAGGAAUCAAAAGUAUUUUGUGUUGUCUCCUGAUCUAUAAAUUACUUUGUCUUUGCAUCUACUAAUAAAAUGUGAAUAAAAUUUUGUUUUGUUAUGAAA